Molecule: messenger RNA, 302 nt
Organism: Eimeria acervulina
Lineage: Eukaryota; Apicomplexa; Conoidasida; Eucoccidiorida; Eimeriidae
Exons: 1
Source: RefSeq, a predicted model, not a curated record
AUGAUUGUAAAGAAGAACAAAAACCAUGCAAAGCCCGGCGAUCCCCAAGCAUACCAUGAAGAGCUAAUAAAUGAAAAGAAGAAGAAGAAGAAGAAGGCGUUAAAGAAGAAGAAGGAGCUAAAGAAGUUGAAAAGGUUAAAGAAGAUGAAGAGGCUGAUGUCGAUGAUGGCGAAGAAGUUGAAGAAAAAGAUGAUGAUGAUGGUGAUGGGGAAGGAGAAGGAGAAGGAGAUAAAGAAGAAGGAGAAGAAGAUAAAGAAGCAGAAGAAGAAGAAGCAGAAGAAGAAGAAGAAGAAGAAGAAGAA